Molecule: messenger RNA, 2405 nt
Organism: Ostreococcus lucimarinus CCE9901
Lineage: Eukaryota; Viridiplantae; Chlorophyta; Mamiellophyceae; Mamiellales; Bathycoccaceae
Exons: 1
Coding region: 1-2346 (781 amino acids)
Molecular function (GO): ubiquitin-protein transferase activity; protein binding
Source: RefSeq, a predicted model, not a curated record
AUGGAUGUGGACGACGAAUCAAUCGUCGAGGACGACGCGUCGUCUUCGGAUUCUUCCGAAUUGGAUUUUGUCGUCGACGACGACGAGGACGAGACUGCGACUGAAGUUGACUUCACGCCUCGAAGAACCCGGCUGAGUCUGGGAUCGAGCGUUGACGAGGCUCUGAGCAUCGACGACGUCGCAGCGUUGAAACGCGCUCUCUCACGUCUAGAGGAGACACCUCGACCGGGUCGCGUGCUCAUCUCCGCGGCCGCGCACAACGCCAUAAACGUAGCGAGCGAGUUCUUGGCGAAUGGUAUUCGAGUAAAUGGUCAGUUGAACGAGAGGGGAUCCAAGAAACCGCACAUCACGGACAUCGCCGACGCGCUUCACAUCGCGUGCGAACGAGGCAACGUGGAUUUCGUUCACGCCGUGAGGGACCAAAUCGGAUUGGCGCAGUUCUGUCGAGGUGGUGACACCGGCGGUUGGCCGACCUCAGCGACGGGCGGCACACUCGUCCAUUCGGCGGCGGAUAACGAAAAAGCGAGCGCGGAGUGCGUUGCAGCGGCGAUUAUGGCGGAGUCACCACCGAAAGGGCGCGUCAUGCCCGUGGCUGCGGUGUUCGACGAAGACGCUCGCGGCGCACGCACGCCGUUGAUGAUCGCUGCGGGUGCAGGUCCCGAGUGGGGGUCUUGCGUUGAAGCGCUCUUGAGGGAUGCCAGAACAUACGGCCAACGCGCAGUGCGAAUCGCGAUACGAUGUCAAGAGCCACAAGAAGGAUGUUCUGCGGUGCACAUCGCCGCCGUCGCCGGAAAUGUGGUUUGUUUGGAGAAAUUUCUAAAGGAAGAUCCAUCGUGCUUAAAGGUGAAAGACUACAACGAUUCGACGCCAUUGCAUUGGGCAUCUAUGGAAGGACGGCACGAGACGAUCCGAGUGUUGCUCGAGAAGGGCGCCAACAGACUAGCGAUUGACAAAAUGGGUUGGAUUCCGUUGCUCUACGCCAAUUUUCACGAAAAGAGUGAGGCAGUUUUAUACUUGCUCGAGAAACAAGUCUCGGAGCAAUUGCAGACCAUGUUCACUGCGGUGGCAUCGGAGGACGAUGGGAAGUCCAAGUUGCAGGUACAAAAGGUUUUGAAUUUGCUCGCAGCCAAACCAGCGUACUACGAUGCGAUAAACAACUGCAUCAGGAGAGACAUGUCGCUCUUGGGCCCUGUCAUGAACAUGCUGCGCGAAUGUGGAGCGAUUACUAUUAUCAAUUUGGCCAACCGCGUGUCGUUCUUGCGCAAUACGUGGCUCAAUGAAUAUGGAUUGCAAAAUUUAGCUCUCUCGAAAAGUUUCACCUUGUCUGCGCAAGACGCUUGGCACGACUUUUUCGUAAAUGUCUGGUCCGUCUCGCCAAAGAUUUUGAAGAUUCGACAUCUCAGUUGGGGCUUGCGGCAGCCAUCGGGGGAUGUUUCAGUAGGUCCGGGACCAACGCGUGAAGCGUUCAGCUUGAUGGCGAACGAGUUGUGCGAUGGAAACAGAGCCGACCGCCAGCUAUUUACACAGGAUGACGCGCGCACGUACAAACGUAAGGAAGGUAUCGACCGCCCGAGCGUGCUGAAAGAGCUCCAGUGUUUCGGCGAACUUCUGGCGCACGUGGUGCUCUUCGGCAGCGCCGUUUUACCGAUUCCGUUCUCCAAAGUCUUCCUGAGGCGCGUCAUCGCCAACGAAAAAUGUGACGCGUUCACUCUAGACGAUCUCGCCGACGUUGAGCCCGCAGUGGUGAAGUCGAUCAAGGUUGUGCUUGAAACCGACGACGUCGAAUCGCUCUGUCUCACGUUUAUCGAUCCGACGACGAACGAAGAGACAGACGUCACGAAGGCAAACUUGCAAGCAUUCAAGCGACAAAAAAUUCGCGAAAUGGUGUCGAGCAUCGUAGACGACGCAUCCGUGCACGCGAUCCGCACAGGUUUGCUCCAAAUCAUGCGAAAAUCACAGAUCGAGGUGCUGGCGCCCGAAGAGUUUGGCCUCGUCGCCGCCGGCUCGCAAUCGAUCGACCCCAAGGAAUGGCGCCGACACGCCUCCUUCUCACCAAGUCCAGAGAUGGAAUGGUUUUGGGACGUGGUCGAACGCAUGAACAACGACGACAAAUCUCGUCUCCUCCAAUUCUCCACCGGGAGUAGUUUACUUCCGGUCGGUUCUUUCGCCGCGCUGUGUCCUCCGUGGAGCAUCGAAGUCGGUCUUCACCGCGACGCCAGUAAGCUCCCCACCGCCUGGACGUGCUUCAACACGCUUCAAAUGCCGCGCUACCCAUCGAAAGAAUUGCUCGAAGAGCGCUUGUUUUGCGCGCUGCGCCACGGAAGCGCUGGAUUCGCCUUUGCGUGACGUUCGCCGAACGCGCCUCGCCUCGUAAACGCGCGUGUAACACGCUUUGAUUCGCCUCG